This is a messenger RNA of Clarias gariepinus (North African catfish), 5016 nucleotides long. Its product is annotated as protocadherin alpha-C2-like. The coding region runs from base 142 to 2559 and encodes 805 amino acids. Gene Ontology annotation, cellular component: plasma membrane. The transcript has 3 exons. Lineage: Eukaryota; Metazoa; Chordata; Actinopteri; Siluriformes; Clariidae. The record is from RefSeq and is a predicted model, not a curated record. Gene Ontology annotation, biological process: homophilic cell-cell adhesion. Gene Ontology annotation, molecular function: calcium ion binding.
UCAACAUUUAAACCGAUUUUAAACGAUUUAUGCAGCGUUCUGACGUUGUAAACUGUUAGCGGUUUCAUUCGGAGAUUGUCUAGCACUCGGUUGCCAUUUUCCCUGGUUUCUUUUGUUGUAAGACUCCUACGACAUUAGACAAUGGAUUUUAGACCAAGAGGUUCGGUAAUGAAAAGGUACGUUGUCUCCAUCGUUUUGUCUGUUUUCCUAAAUACAGCGGCAGCUGUUACUCAUUAUUCUAUUCCUGAGGAAAUGGAGGCAGGUUCCGUGGUAUCUAAUUUAGCUACGGAUCUUGGCUUGGAUGUUAAGACUUUAAGCAAACGCAAGAUACGACUGGAUAAUUUGUCUAAUAAAAAAUAUCUGGACAUUAACAAAGAAACUGGCGAUCUGGUAAUCUUGGAGAGGAUUGAUCGCGAAUAUAUUUGCACAACUAAAUCAGCAGCAACUUGCAUUUUGAAGCUUGAUGCAACCAUAGAAAAUCCUGUAAGGAUGUUUAACAUUGAAUUGGAAAUUAUGGAUAUCAACGACAAUGCUCCCCAUUUCAGAAGAGACACCAUGCAUUUAGACAUUUCUGAAUCCACGCCUGUUGGAGAACGAUUUUCAUUAAAUAAUGCAGUUGAUCCUGACAUCGGAGUAAACUCAAUUAAAACGUAUUAUCUCAGUGACAGUGAUCACUUUUCUAUCGAAAUACAAACUGGUCGUGAUGGAUCAAAAUUUACAGAUUUAAUUUUGAAAAAAUCUUUAGACAGAGAGGAAGUGGCAAUCCAUAAUCUGAUACUCACUGCUGUGGAUGGCGGAGUUCCUGCGCGUUCUGGCACAGCCAGCAUUAUUGUGCGCGUUCUUGACACUAACGACAACGCUCCUCAGUUUGAUAAAGACAAUUACACCAUAAAUGUAACGGAAAACUCUCCGAUCGGAAGUCUUGUGGUAAAAUUAAAUGCAACCGACGCCGAUGACGGAUCUAAUUCCGCCCUCACGUACGCAUACAGUUUAUAUACCACAGAAAAAACGCAGCAAACGUUCAGUUUAAAUCCAGAUACUGGGGAAAUUAGAGUCAAAGAAAUGAUUAAUUACGAGGAUUUCAGGAUUUAUGACAUGGAAAUUGUGGCAACAGACAAAGGAACAAAUUCCUUAUCUGGGAAUUGCAAAGUAAGAAUUUUAAUCGCGGAUAUGAAUGACAAUCAUCCAGAAAUAUCCAUACGAUCAUUUACAAGUCCAAUCAAAGAGGAUGUAGGUGUAGGGACUGUUAUUGCAGUAAUCAGUGUGAAUGAUAAAGAUUCUGGAGAAAAUGGGCAAAUUGACGUUGAUAUUUCAGAAAAACUACCUUUUGCUUUAAAGGAAUCAUCAGAUAAUUAUUACGAGCUAUUUAUUUCAGAGCCGUUGGACCGCGAAAAAGUUGCAGAGUACGAUAUUACUUUUACUGUUACUGACAGAGGAAAUCCCCCAUUAACUGAUAAUGAAACUGUAACACUAGAGCUGCUUGAUGUUAAUGACAACGCCCCACAGUUUCCACAAUCAUUUUUUACAUUGCAAGUUAUGGAAAAUAAUCCACCCGGAGCUUUGCUGAGUUCUGUCACCGCGCAGGAUCCAGACCUUCAUGAAAAUCAGUACCUCGUUUAUUUCAUAAUAGAAAAAGAAAUAGUAAACACCUCAAUGUCCAUGCUCUUCUCCAUUAAUCCAGAAGACGGUAAUCUUUACGCACUAAAGUCAUUUGAUUAUGAAAUAGAGAAGGAGUUUCUUUUUCAUAUCGAGGCCAGAGACUCUGGUGUUCCUCCACUAAGCAGUAAUGUAACGGUUCACAUUAUUAUCAUGGACCAGAACGACAACUCACCGGUUAUAGUGUCUCCAUGGCGCGCACAUGGAUCAGUGGUUGCAGAGAAAAUACCAAGAUCUACAGAUAAGGGAACUCUUAUAGCAAAAGUUAUUGCUAUAGAUACAGACUCUGUGCACAACUCACGCAUUACAUAUCAGUUUCUCCAGAACACUGAUGCUACAUUAUUCAGUCUGGACCAGUACAACGGAGAGAUCAGGACUAUGAGAAUGUUCAGUUACAGAGACUCGCGCCACCAGCGACUCGUUGUGAUCGCCAAGGAUAACGGAGAGCCUUCUCUUUCUGCUACAGUCACCAUCAAACUGUCCACAUUGGAGACCGCACUUAAACGCUAUGCUGACAUGACUGAAGUACCAUUAGAAUAUGACAUUUUCUCAGAUUUAAAUCUGUAUCUGGUAAUCGGACUGGGCUCGGUGUCAUUUUUGUUACUGAUCACCAUAUUAGUGACCAUUGUGCUAAAGUGUCAGAAACCAAAGAUCAGUAAAGCUGCUCCUCCUUGUAGGAACAGCGUGAUCAGUGAGAGGAACUCUACCAUCGCAGAUUCCACUUUGGUUUCCAACGAUGCCUACUGGUACAGUUUAUUUCUAGCAGAGACCAGAAAAGGGAAGCUGGUAGUUAGACAACCUGUACCAAAGGGAACAAGAUAUAUGGUGUCCAGUAUACCGAGGAGCACAGGAAUGACUGAGACUAGUGAUUCAGCUGCGUCUACUUUACAGUACUCAAAAUGAGAGAUGUCCCUUCUCAUGCUGGAGGCCUCCACCACCACCAGCAGCAGUUCUUCGUGAGGCUUCAUUCAACCUACUGAUUCUCAAGUUAUGCUAAGAAGAACCUACGAAAAUGGAGCAUCUUGCCGACCUGCCCAAUAAUUUUUUUAUUUAGAUGGUGUCUCUACUUGGAUUCUUUUUCUGUGCACCAAAUGUAUGUCCUUAUUUCUAAAUGAAUUCUUGAAGUCCAACACACCUGUGUGCAAAUUACUUUUUAAAUCUGUAUUAAAAAAUACAUUAGUGACUGAUGUAUAUACUUACCUAGUAAAGGAUAUUCUCACUCCUAUUUCCACCCUUUCCAAAAUAUUCAGUGUGAAUUAGGCUCCAUGCAUGAACCUGCAUAAUAGCUCUGUCUAUGGUAAUUUUCUCACUUUAUAUGAUUUUUUUGGGACUUUGCUUUGAGUGUUUCAUGAAAGCUUUCAAUUGUGCUUGAAAAAGGCUAAAAUGCAGCAAGUAAAUAAAAAAGGAAGUAACGCGAAGACGCACAACAAAAUGUGACCAAAGUAAUAGGAUCCUGACAUUAUGUACAGUACAUGGUGAUUACUUUGAACUGGAGAUUUUUAACCCCUCUCUAAUGGGUGUCUAAUAUUUCAUUUCAAUUUGAUAUUAAGAAACAACUACAUACUACUAACAAUACAUACUAAAACCACUACAGUAUAAAUAGGAAAUUAGGUCUUUGUGUUUAUGUUGUGUGUUAUACAAAAUAUUUGUAAAAAAACAAAAUAAAAAUAAAAUAAAGGUAUUUAAAAAGCUGAAGAGACAAGUGUGACAAACAGAAAAUGACACAGAGGGCUCAUUUAUAUAAUUUGUAUUGCAUUACCGAAUUUUAUUUUUAUUAAUUAGAAAUAUUAGUUAGUUGUUAUGCAUUUAUUAGCAUAUUUGCUAACUCAUGAAGUAUCACAGCACAAGUAGGCUCAUUUAGGAUUAUACUUUUCAAUCAACAUGAAUAAAGUUUCAAAUCAAUUUCAUUUUAUUUAUAUAACUUUCAAACAUUACUGUAAAUAAGCACAUAUUAGACAGACUAGAAAGACAUACAGCUUGCAUUGUUGUGACCAUAUAUAAUAUAGUCAUACUAUUUCAUAGACUUACUGCAAUAUUGUUGUACUAUGUAGAAAAAACACAACUACAGCAAGGUUUUAUUAUUAUGUUUAAUUUAACUGUGGGUUGUGUUUGUUUGUUUGUUUGUUUGUUUACGCAAUUUAUUUGGUUGCCUUAAGACUUAGCUAAAAUGUCCAGCUCCCUUAUACUAUUGAAAUGUUUUCUGAGAACUUGAAACUGAUUCAGCAUUAUUUUGUGAUUAAUGAAUUUAAAGUGUUUUUUUUUCUUCCUUUUUUGUAAAGUGAUACACUGUUGGUGUAUUAUUUAUAUGGUUGUGUGUUAACCUAUAAUGUGCACUUCAUAAUUUUCCUACUCUGCAGUUCUAAAAGCUAUCCAAUGGUUUUUUAUUUGUAAACAAUUAAAUGUUUUAAAAAAUGUUUUAAAACUAAAAUACAUGCAGAUGUCAGGACAUCUGCAUGUAUGGCAGGCAGGACAGACACCUCAAGGAAUUGUAAGCUCUAAUAAUAAAUGUGUAUAUGCUGAUUGCUACAUAAGAAUAAAAAGGAAUUACUACAAGUGAGUAAAAGAGAGAAAGAGAGAGUUAAUUAUUAUCCUUCUUGCAACUCUCUUUCAGCCCAGGGCUGUCAAUUUACAUAGUGAAUUGUGUGUUGAGUUGAAGGUAUGUAUCUUAUUUCAACUCAACACAUUCUGCUUGGGGAUUUUCUUUUUUAUAAAAUUCUGUCUAACCUGCUAGCCUCAGCUUCAAGACUCUGUGUACAUCAUAAUAAAUAGUACUCGCAUGUGCUCUGUUAAUUUUUAUGACUAGAUAGAUAUAAACACAUUGUAUUGGUGAUGCUUUUUAUUACAGUUUAUAUAAUGCAAGCAGUACAGGUAAAAGGGAAAUAACCCGCAUAAACUGUAUGUAGCUUUUUCAGAACACAAGCACUGGAUUUUGACUGCCUGGAUAUCCAUAAAAAUGUGUUUCAGUAAAAUAAGAAACUGAAAGUAAUGAUAUUGAUACAUUAGUACAUCUGACAAGAUUAAAAAAAGCAAAGAAACAUUCUGUAUUCCUGCAUGAUACAAUGCUGUGUGUUUUGUAUGUGUGUACACCAGGUGGGUGAAUAAAAUGACUAAGCUCUUAAAAUUAUAAUGAUCUAACUCACCAAGGUUUACUUUGUUUUGGUUAACAGUAUUUUAUUAUCAACAUUGUUUAUUGCACAUUUCAUUUGAAAGCUUGGUUUAUAUGAACAUUCAGAGUUGUACUAUUAGCUGUAUUGCAUACUUUGCUUUUCCUGGGAUUACAAAAGUAUAAAUAAAAUUCUGGAAAUACUGUAGUAUGUCUACAGCAUAAAUGUGUCUAAUAAACUAGACUGAGAAAUAGCA